Messenger RNA from Nannospalax galili (Upper Galilee mountains blind mole rat), 2805 nucleotides. RefSeq names its product Rho guanine nucleotide exchange factor 38 (gene Arhgef38). The record is from RefSeq and is a predicted model, not a curated record. The transcript is spliced from 14 exons. Bases 133 to 2460 code for a protein of 775 amino acids. NCBI's taxonomy places the organism in Eukaryota, Metazoa, Chordata, Mammalia, Rodentia, Spalacidae. Gene Ontology annotation, molecular function: protein binding; guanyl-nucleotide exchange factor activity. Gene Ontology annotation, cellular component: cytoplasm.
AGUCACAGCCAGGUAACCCUGCAGUGAGGCUGUUUAGUUAGAAGGGGGAAGUUAAACUGCAACGUUCACCCCGAGGUCCUUAAAGCAGCCAGCCAUUGCCCACAGACCUCAGAAGACCUCUUCUUGCCGCAAAUGGAAUCCAGAGAAGCCACUGCGAAAGAAAACAUGGGAAGCAAGAGAAAGAAUUUGACCUUCUUGAGGUCCAGGCUAUAUAUGCUGGAGAGAAGGAAGACUGAUACUGUGGUGGAGAGCAGUGUUUCUGGGGACCACUCUGGCGCCUUGAGGAGGAGCCAGUCUGACAGGACCGAAUACAACCAGAAACUACAAGAAAAGAUGACUCCGCUGGUGGAGUGCUCCUCAGCUGAGACUCCAACCCCAGAAGCAGAGCAUCAGAUGGGGAGGAUGAUGGCAAAGCGGGCAAAAAUCAUCAAGGAGCUGAUACAGACGGAGAGGGAUUACGUCAAUGAUUUGGAGCUCUGCGUUAGGGAAGUGGUCCAACCCCUGAGAAACAAACAGAUUGACAGGCUGGACGUGGAGAGCUUGUUUAGCAACAUUGAGUCUGUGCAUCAGAUAUCAGCCAAGCUGCUGUCCUUGUUGGAAGAGGCCACAAUCGACGUGGAACCGGCCGUGCAAGUAAUCGGAGAGGUAUUCUUGCAGAUUAAAGGACAUCUGGAAGAUAUUUAUAAAAUCUACUGCUAUCACCAUGACGAAGCGCACAGUGUCCUGGAGUCCUAUGAAAAGGAAGACGAGCUGAAGCAACAUCUGAGCCACUGCAUCCAGUCCUUAAAGAAAAUAUACAUGCAAGAAGGCAAACCAAACCUACUGGACAUGGGCUCUUUGAUGAUCAAACCAAUUCAGCGCGUGAUGAAAUACCCCUUACUACUGUGUGAACUUCGGAACUCAACCCCUCCCUCUCACCCAGAUUACAGAGCACUGGAGGAAGCCUUUGCUGCUGUGAAGGACAUUAAUGUUAACAUCAAUGAACUGAAAAGAAGGAAAGACCUAGUUCUGAAAUAUAAGAAGAAUGAUGAGGAUGAAUCGCUUAAAGAAAAAUUGUCGAAACUAAAUAUUCAUUCAAUUAGCAAGAAGUCAAAACGAGUGACAAAUCAUCUAAAGAUUUUGACCAGAGGAGACUCACAGGUGAAAGACAGUACCUUUAACAAAGAAGAAAAGCUAUUUAGAUCUUUAGAAAAGACUGUGAGGCACUGUGUGAAGAACAUUUCAUCCUGUCUUCAACACAUACAGGAUGCCAUGCCCUUUGCUCUGCAGAGUGUAACAGGACUUCAUGAGAUUUCAUACAAGGAUGAAGAGAAGAACUACAUAGGAACCCCAAGUAAUGCCUCAAAUCCCUGUCAAGACUUUGUAGCUCACUUGCAGAAACUCGUUCUGACUCCUCUGUCAGCCUUGCUGUCCUUAUUCCCAGGACCUCAGAAGCUCAUUCAGAAACGCUAUGACAAACUGCUGGACUAUAACAGCUAUCUACAGCGGUCAGCAGCAGAUGAGUCAGACUUGGCCAAAAGGGAGUAUGAGGCCCUCAAUGCCCAGCUUGUGGAAGAGCUCCAGGCUUUCAACCAGGCUGCCCGGAAGAUCCUGUUGAACUGUCUGUGCAGUUUCAUUACCCUCCUCCGGGACCUGAUGCUGGUGGCACAGCAGACUUAUUCCACAGUCAAGCCGGUGCCGCUGCUGGUCUUAAGGAUCUCUGAGAUUCAGAAUCAAGUGCUAGAAGAGGUUCAAAAUCUGAAUUUUGUAAAGGAUAAUAGUGCCACCUUUAUUGAGAGGAAACUUAGCUUUGAAAAGAAGAAACCUAUGCAGACACUGCCAGAAGUGCCACGUCAAACUGACAUUCACCGCUCCAAACUUCUGUCCACAUAUGGUGCAGAGGAACUGUACCAAGCUAAGCGCAAGUGCAAUGCCACCCAAGAACAUGACAUCAAUCUUCUGGGAGGAGAGUUAGUGGCUGUGGUGGAACAGAAAGAUCCACUUGGGAGUACAAGCAGGUGGCUUGUGGACACAGGGAUUGUGAAAGGAUAUGUGUAUUCCUCCUUCCUGAAACCCUACAAUCCAGCAAAAGUGCAGGGGAUGGAUGCUGAGAACAGGUUCUGUGAUGAUGAUUCCGACAUCAGCCUCUUUGUAUCUUCACGGCCAGCUGGGGACAGUGUCACAGGCACUCCUGAAGGCAGCAUAAGUGACAGCAGCUCAUCUCUUAGUGGCACUUGUGGCAAGUUUGAAACAAACGGUGCUGAUAUUGAUAAUAUUCAAGAGGUAGAUGAACAGAUUUUCUAUGCAGUCCACGCUUUCCAAGCACGGAGUGAUCAUGAGCUCAGCCUUCAGGAGUAUCAGAGAGUUCAGAUACUUAGAUUUUGUGAUCUAAGUGGAAACAAAGAGUGGUGGUUGGCUGAAGCUCAAGGGCAGAAAGGCUAUGUGCCAGCGAACUACCUUGGGAAGAUGACAUACGCUUAAGAAAAAAGUCCUUGACCUUCACUUCCUGGCAAGUUGCAGACUGUCUACCUCAUAAAUCUGACACUCUGAAACUUUGGACCACAAAGCAAGAAAACUCUCAACUGUAUGAAAUUAAUACUGUAUCUGGUUUUAAGGAAAACUGUGCUUCCUAACACGAUUAUUUAACAGAUGUGUAAAGACCAAAUGUUUAUGGAAAUACUAAGCCAACAGAAACACAAAAGAAAACAGCCCAGGCUCUAGCUACAUACUUAAAUGCAGAGGUCUUCUGAAAAUAUAAAUGUUCUUUUAUCAUCAUCAAAGAGUGGACUGAAGAAUAAGGUUUUUUUAAGUUACUAUAAUUUUUUU